AUGGAUAAAACUGAGGAUGAUUGUAGUAUGGAGUUUCUUGAGGAGAAGGGAUUUUUCAUCAGCUUUGAAGAAGAUGGAACACUCGAUUGGUUUUUCUACCCUGCUUACUGCGAAUGUGCUUCCCUGAGUGACUAUCAACGCCUAGUCCUAAAAAAUUAUGGUGGUACCGAGUACAACAUGUGGAGUGACUACCAUAGCUACCUUCAUAGCUAUGAUAUUGAACGGGAGUAUCUCAAGUACUGCGAGGAAUUAUCCAAGCGACUGAAGUGGAUGGAAGAUUAUGUCGAUAUUUGCCGCUCAUCCGUCAAAUGGGGUAAAAUAUCUUCCCGAGGAGCAUUUCAAGCAAUUAAGAUUGCUGCUACUAGCUUUCCCAAGAUCACUCCUACUUUAGCUUACAAUGGCUUUGAUGAGUAUAAAGAGCGCAUUUGCUAUUAUCAUACUUGGUUUAAGGAGUAUGAUCGUUUAUACUUUGAGAUUUGGCGGCGGGUCACAAAGGGAACGAGUUUCAGAAAGGCUAUGGAGGACGUUUGUAAGAUGAACAAGUUUCCGGUACGACAAGGUUUAAUGCAAACUGCGCUGGACCAUGAGUACACCAUGACGUUGAUGGAAGAGGACUUCCAUACCUGCACGGCAGCCAUUCGCCCUGGAGUUAAAGAGGAUAAAGCUAAGGAGUUGAUUGCAGACGGAGUUAAAAAGCUGGUUAAUAUGCCCAAGUCCUAUGAGGAUUAUAUCAGAAAAAAGAUAGAGAUCGCACGCAUUAUUGGAAUCCUUCCUUCCGAGAAGACUGUGGCAACAGUAUAA
Molecule: messenger RNA, 801 nt
Organism: Triticum turgidum subsp. durum (durum wheat)
Lineage: Eukaryota; Viridiplantae; Streptophyta; Magnoliopsida; Poales; Poaceae
Source: the annotation of a GenBank genome assembly